CGCCUCUCUGCCCUUGCACCUGCGUACUACGGUGCCUGUCCGUCGCCGCGGCCCGGAUCGGGAAGUGUCAAGCGGGAGCUGGGUUCCCCCGCCUUCGCUGCUAUCACCGCUGACCCCCGGACCCCAACUCCAGGCCCGGGCCCAGCCGCCAUGACGAACGUGUACUCCUUGGAUGGGAUUCUGGUGUUUGGUUUGCUCUUUGUUUGCACCUGUGCCUACUUCAAGAAAGUACCUCGUCUCAAAAGCUGGCUGCUCUCAGAGAAGAAGGGAGUUUGGGGUGUGUUUUACAAAGCUGCUGUGAUUGGAACUAGGCUGCAUGCUGCUGUAGCAAUCGCCUGCGUUGUAAUGGCCUUCUACGUCCUGUUUAUAAAAUGAAUUCCAAAGCAUCCAUUUCAUCAACUGCCAACCAAGGGGACGAAGGUGAAGAGCCUGUCAGGAACCUGGGCCCAGCGUAGGAGAGUUCAGCUAAAAUCAUCAAAGUCCCCAGGAUGACACCACAGCAUCUGCCCCUAUGUUAUGUGGGGAAAACUCCUCGUGGUUACAAACAUUAUUUAUGCUUCAGGGGACUACAGAAAGCCAGCUUCCUUUGACCUGUGUGUAAAUCAGUCCUCAGCAGAGAGCCUAUAAUGUCCAGAUAAAUUACACCCCUCAGUGAUACGAUUACAUACCUCCUGCUGAAAAAUCUGUCACCUAUUUUGUUCUUCAGCCCCUCAUCAGGAACUUUUCACACUGAGGCUCAUUAGGGGAGGAUAUAAGCUGUAUUCAAACUUCUUGGAAGGAGAGAUAAUUUUCAAGACUUGACUUUUUUUUUUUAGUGUUUGAUUUGGAUUUGGCAAAUUGCAGGGGGCUGGGAGGCUGGGGUGGGGAGGCUGGGUGGGAAAUAGGAGUUAAACAAUGCCAAGGAAUAUUUUGGCUUUGGAAAUUUAUCUUUCAUAUACCCAUCUGGGCACAUAAGAGAGAGGCAUGAUCCUCAUUGCAAAAAGAGAACAGACGAAAUAGCUGUGCUGUGUGCUGGUAGACAGAGAGUUUUGCCAAGAGAAUCUGGGCCUAAGUUAAGAUUUGGAAAUUGUCUGUGAUGAGACCAGAAAGGAGUAACUUAGACAAGAAACAAUGUUCUAUUCACCAGUAUUCCCAAAAGGAAACUUCACCCCCUCAAAUGGUAUAUUGAAACUGUUGCUAUUUUCCUAAAGCUUUUUAAAUAUUUUCUAAAUUACUGAGUGCUAAAUACUGUUACUCAGUUUUAAAUGCCACCACUAGGGGAAAGAAACUACUGAAGAAAUAAUUUGCAGUUGGGGUAGAAGAAAUAAAUAAAUCUAGUAUAUUAAUUCAUAUACUAGUAAAGUCAUCUAGAAUUUAUUGUGAUGUUAGAUGGAAGUUCUGUCAUAUUAACCAAGAUACAAACUUAUUCUUUGUUUAACUCUGGGUUAUUAUGGCAAUUUUCAGUCGAUUACUUGUGUUUCUUGGCCCGCUUUUAAUUUUCUUCAUAUUGUAGUAUUCUUUAACUGUCUCUUGGAAAUUAUAAGAACAUGGGAAAUUUGAAUGAGAGAAGUUGAUGGCAUUCAUAGGCAUGUUUGGACAGUUCAGAGAAUCCAUGAAUAAAAUGAGAGUGUUUUCUAAAGUACAGGAAAGCAGAGGUUUGCAAUUGGGAUUGAUGGGCUUUUCCAUGGAGUAUGGGAACUCCUGAGCAAAUCAUUUUCGAUGACUCUACAUUUGAAGGGAAGACUUCUCCAUUCCCUCCUCCUUUUAUCUGCAAAAGGAUCAACUGUUGCAUUUAUGAAGCCUAGAACUUCUCUAUUAAAAAAAAAAAGAGUUGGUCUAAAAUUAAAUUAUCGUAAAGAGCAAGCAGAGACAUAGGUCUACCAGUGGAAUUGUUCACUAAAGUAAAACUUGACUUUGGACAAGUUGGCUGUGGUUGACCCCAGCGUGGCAGUAAAUUGUCUUUUGUCUUAUUCCAAAAGAACAAAGGCUGCUAGGAAGUUUAGGUUCUGAAACAUGCAGUUCAGUGCUUUGACGGUUCCUAGAAGUACAGAAAGUCAUCAAGUAAACACUGCAUGUCUAAUCAUCUCAGAGUUAUGGCUGUUAUCUCUUCAGGAAUUGGUCCACAGGGUAAAUUUCAAUGAUUCAUAUAUUUUUAUUGUCAUUUCUGAGGAUCUUUCACACAAGAGAAAGGAAAGCUAGUGGAACAGAAAGAAGAGUUACACCUUGUGGGUGUGAGUUUGGAACCUGUUGGCCAACGGGAAUAUCACUCUCUGGAAAUACAGGUUCAGCAUGUUUUGCACUUGUUAUUUUGUAGCUUUAAUGACUUGUGUUUCCUAAUAGGGCUAAUAUCUCUAAGCUUGGUGUUUAGAGCUUCUUCAUAUUUUAAACUAGUCCCAUUUCACAGUUCAGAUAAAUUUUUACAGCCUCCUGGGUGGGUCAUCUUGACCUAAACUCUUGAACUGUUAUAUUUUGAGAUGUUUUCAUACCAGAAUGUACCAAAAAGUACACAGAGUGAAGGUAAUUUACAGCAAGAAGCAAAUACACAGCUUAUUUCAUUUCUUGACUUUAGAUAAGCAGAAACUUGUUUAAUUCAUUACUUUGGUUGAUGUGUCAUAUAUUUUUGACUGAAAAUUGUAGGAAGUUGUUCCUCUAAGGGAGUCCUUUAGGGGUGGAAGAAGGGGGAUAGCAGUGUUGCCUCAGAUUCAAACUGGCAUCACCAUAAACCCUGUAUGCCAGGGUGGAAUGAAGUCAGCUUUUUAUAGUUGAAAUAAGACUUUUUAUUCACCAUUGUCUGCACAAAUCCUUGAAAAUAAAGUUUCUUUCCCUAC
Messenger RNA from Balaenoptera acutorostrata (minke whale), 2807 nucleotides. It is a transcript of the gene TMEM167B, whose product is annotated as transmembrane protein 167B. Lineage: Eukaryota; Metazoa; Chordata; Mammalia; Artiodactyla; Balaenopteridae. The transcript is spliced from 3 exons. Bases 151 to 375 code for a protein of 74 amino acids. The record is from RefSeq and is a predicted model, not a curated record.